UCUCAAGUGAAAUGUUGCUUAAAAUAGUAUUGUUGGUAUUUUCCUUAAAUUUUUCUAAAAUUUUAACACAAUCAACUAAAAAUCAGCCUGUUGAUAGUUCGAUUGAUGAUACACCCAGUCCAGAAUGGAUUAAAUAUCAGCAGGAAAGAUUUCAAAAUUUAGAUACGUUGACACCAACCUAUCGGGAGAUUUUAAAAAGUAUUAACAAACCUAAAGAGCCAGUGGUAGUAGCGGUAAGCAAUGUCCAUAGUCAAAUGGAAACAACUUCAAGGCAAGAAGGUUCUCAUCAAGAUAAAGAAGAUUAUGUUCAGCUAUCCGACUUGGAGGAUAAUGAUGCUGACAAUAUGAAAGAAUUUGAAAAGGAAAAGAGGCCUUCGGAAAACAGUGUUGAAUUUCCUUCCAUAAAAGGUUUUAUAGAAUUUAUCAAGUCCCUAAAACAUUCAUGGAUGAAAAAUUCAAUUUUUCGUAUUGAUGAUAAAAUCAAAAUGCUGCAUCAAUUAAAGGAUUCUCUGUUGAAAACUAUUGAACAACAAUUUAUGAUUCUAUGGCAAGACGAUGAUGAUGAUGAUGACGACAAUGUAGAACAAUCUUAUACAAAUGAAAAUAAGGAAUCUCGUAAUAUGGCCGAAAAAAAUAGUAGCAAUCAUUUACGUAGUAAACGUGGUAUUUUAGAUGAAUCUAAUAUAAAUUUUCCACCAAAUGCAGCGUUAAUUAGUAUAAAUUUUUUAACAUUUGCAGUAUAUUUAAUAAAAUUAGUUUUGCAAGUGGUCAAUAUUAUUAAAACUAAACAUUAUCAAUUCUCAUCAAUGAAUAUGAAUAUGAUGGAUACGGGAGCCAUACGAUUUGGUUGAUCUUAUAAUAAAUUAUUAAUUUUAAAUAAAGAGA
This is a messenger RNA of Lucilia cuprina (Australian sheep blowfly), 885 nucleotides long. RefSeq lists its product as uncharacterized. The transcript is spliced from 3 exons. Bases 12 to 851 code for a protein of 279 amino acids. Lineage: Eukaryota; Metazoa; Arthropoda; Insecta; Diptera; Calliphoridae. The record is from RefSeq and is a predicted model, not a curated record.